AUGAGUGCAGUACGGUCGAGGACGACGUCCCGAUCGGGACCUCAGCGGUCUGUGCUCUCGGCGCGGAAGGCAUCCGCUGCCCUGCCUCCGUUGGUUCGUUGGCAACUUGACGAAAAUGGUCGUAUUGCCAACUUUGACAUGAAAGUGUUGCGGAAGGACGUACUUCAGCGGGUUGAGGAUGGUCGUCUUUACACGCUGGAGGAGUGUCGUGCGUUUCUCCUUGAGCUCACGCGCGUGGCGGCCGCGUGGCAGGAGGAGGAGAUUCCGCAGUUGAUGCUCCUCGUGGAUAUGCACGAGAGGUUGGUGCCUGGCGCGUCGCUCUCGUUUCAGUGGCCCACAAGCAGUGAAGAGCCCUUGCCGCUGGCGAACAUGGCAGGUGUGGAGGGCACGCUGCCGAUGCUAAGGAAAGUUGUGGAGGAGGUGAACCGCGCUGUCGCGCGGAUGAUUGAUCGCUUGUGGGAGUCCCGCAGAGAACGUCUGCUUUUUGCUGCCCGCCUACUGCAAGACAUCGAGCCGCAGUUGCAGGGGGUGGAUUGUGGCGCUGCGUUGGCGUAG
Trypanosoma conorhini is the source of this 555-nucleotide messenger RNA. RefSeq lists its product as uncharacterized. The record is from RefSeq and is a predicted model, not a curated record. The transcript has a single exon. The coding region runs from base 1 to 555 and encodes 184 amino acids. NCBI's taxonomy places the organism in Eukaryota, Euglenozoa, Kinetoplastea, Trypanosomatida, Trypanosomatidae.